AUGGCCGCGAGAUCGUCAUCGCGGAACGGGCGCCGGCGCUCGUUUCUGAUUCUGCAAGAUGACCCUCCACCGUUGUCACCGCGCGGCCAAGGCACCCUCAGCCACCUGAUCCGGAACCGCUCCCAGUCCUCACUGCAUCACUAUGGAAGCACAUGGCGGCACAGCUCUGCCAGCGGUGUGUCUGAUGACGAGGAAAAUACUCUCUCUCCGUUCCUUACCAACGACUCCGAUGCCAGUGAGCGGCGCCACGCGCCCUCGGAUGAGCGCCGCAUGAAUGAUGUCCUGCAUAGCGAGCAGAUGCGCUCCAUGCGCCUCAUCGGCAACUCCAAUCCUCGCUACCGCUGGGAGCGCUACUGGAAGACCGAGGAGCAGCUCCAGUACUUCAGGAAGCCUCUCCGCGAGUACUACGAGCGCACAAACUAUCUUAUCCAGCAGUAUCUCUACAUUGACAGAUUGCUCGACAGCAGUAUCCCGCACGACCUUGUCAACGAGUACAACAACAUGCCGCCGAGCUCGUUCCGUGGAGUUGAGGUGCCCGCCACAAUUUCGGAGGAGCCCACAAUCAUUGUGUCCCCCGACGGCAAUGGCGAGGUCUCUGGCCUCACUUCUGGCGCUGGGAGCUCCAGCGUAUCCCUGAUGGAUGCGGCGGCAGGUGCAGAUGGCGAGAAUGGUAUCGAUGCGCCGUCCCGGACCAAGAAGGUCAAGCGCACACCCAAGGACAUCUAUCGGCCCACGGAGACGACACCGUUGUUCAAGUUCGAUGAGGACGAGGAAGACGACGGCAUGCCGAAGCCAGACAUUCCCUGGCUCGAGGAAGACGACGACCUCGACAGUUCGGACCGCAUCGUCAUGGUCGCCAUCUACGUCAACUUCACCGCCAACCUGAUCCUCCUGGCCGGCAAGGUCGCCGUCGUGGCUUCUGUGUCCUCCAUGUCCGUCUUGGCCAGUCUGGUCGACGCCAUCCUCGACUUUCUCUCCACGGCUAUCGUGUGGACGACGACUUGGCUCGUCAGCCGGCAGGACCAGUAUCGAUACCCGGUCGGCCGCCGGAAGCUAGAGCCCCUGGGCGUGCUGGUGUUCUCCGUCAUCAUGAUAACUGCGUUUUCCCAAGUCGCGUUGCAGUCGAUCCAGAGACUGUUUGAGCCUGAUCAUGAGGUCAUUGCGUUGGACCUCCCUUCCUUGUGUAUCAUGAUAGGCACAGUACUCGUGAAAGGCGUGUGCUGGCUUUGGUGCAGAUUAGUGAAAAACUCGAGUGUCCAGGCGUUAGCGUCUGACGCAAUGACGGACAUAAUCUUCAACACCGGAUCCAUCCUGUUCCCUAUUGUGGGCUUCUAUGCCAAUAUCUGGUGGCUCGACGCCGUCGGUGGUCUCGUCCUGUCGCUCGUCGUCAUCUAUCAAUGGUCUCACACGACGAUGGAGCACAUUAAGAAUCUGAGCGGCUUCAGCGCGACCGCGGACCAGCGUAACACACUGCUCUACCUCACAAUGCGCUUCGCCAAGACGAUCAAGCAGAUCCAAGGCCUGCAGGCGUAUCACUCGGGCGACAAGCUUAACGUCGAGGUCGACAUUGUGCUCGACGCGUCGACGACGCUGCGCGACGUGCACGACGUCAGCGAGUCCCUAUGCUACGUCCUCGAGUCGGUCCCCGUCGUCGACCGCGCGUUCGUCCACGCCGACUACGCUACGUAUAACCUGCCUACGCACAUGCGGCGGCACUAA
This is a messenger RNA of Microdochium trichocladiopsis, 1719 nucleotides long. RefSeq lists its product as uncharacterized. Bases 1 to 1719 code for a protein of 572 amino acids. Gene Ontology annotation, biological process: transmembrane transport; monoatomic cation transport. The transcript is spliced from 5 exons. Gene Ontology annotation, molecular function: monoatomic cation transmembrane transporter activity. Gene Ontology annotation, cellular component: membrane. The record is from RefSeq and is a predicted model, not a curated record. Lineage: Eukaryota; Fungi; Ascomycota; Sordariomycetes; Xylariales; Microdochiaceae.